AAUCCUACUGAUACUACCAUGGCUAAUGAGUGUGAAAAAUGUUCUGACUUGGACUGCCAUGGGAGCUGGCUUAGCUCUUCAUGGGAGAGGAAAAGAAGCAUUGGAGCUGUUGGAUGCAAUGGGGGAUUUCGGUAUUAAACCUAAUCCGGUGACUUUCACUAGCUUGCUUUCUGCUUGCUGUCAUGCAGGGCUUGUUGAAGAGGGACUUAAGUUGUUUCACAAUACGAGGAACACGAUCGGUAUCGAGCCUCAUAUACAACAUUAUGGCUGCAUUGCUGAUCUACUCGGCAGGGCCGGAUAUAUAAACGAAGCCAACGAUUUCAUCAUAGAGAUGCCAAUCAGACCUGAUGCCAUAUUGUGGCGGAGUUCAUUAAGCGCGUGUAAUGUUCAUGGAGAUCUUGCAAUGGCUGAGAAGGUAGGGAAGAUUCUGCUCCAACUCGAGCCACCAAAGAAUUCUCUACAUGUGCCUGUUACCGGUGAAGAUUAUAUUGCUUUAUCAAAUGUUUAUGCUUCUGCCGGAAGGUGGCGACAAGUGGAGAUGGUACGAAAGAAAAUGAAAUCAAAGAGGGUAGAAACCAAACCCGGUGGUAGUUUCAUACAGACCAUCGGCUAAUCAACUUGAUCAACUAAUUGAUUAUG
This is a messenger RNA of Hibiscus syriacus, 639 nucleotides long. Its product is annotated as pentatricopeptide repeat-containing protein At3g18970-like. Gene Ontology annotation, molecular function: protein binding; RNA binding. Gene Ontology annotation, biological process: RNA modification. The coding region runs from base 26 to 613 and encodes 195 amino acids. The transcript has 2 exons. Lineage: Eukaryota; Viridiplantae; Streptophyta; Magnoliopsida; Malvales; Malvaceae. The record is from RefSeq and is a predicted model, not a curated record.